UCGGUCAGCGUCUGCCUCUGCUCUUCCGCCAUUAUUAUUGUAAAUUUCUUGCGAAAUUGCAGUAUAAAUCGCUAUAAAUCCCCUAAACUUCUUGAUUAUUUUGUGAUUUUGAUAGAAAAUUUGUACUUAAAGGCUGCAAUAUGUCUAUCGGUGUGCCUAUUAAAGUACUUCACGAAGCCGAAGGUCAUGUAGUGACCUGCGAAACGAAUACCGGUGAAGUUUACCGGGGGAAGCUAAUCGAGGCCGAAGACAACAUGAACUGCACGAUGACGCAGGUGACGGUGACUUACCGCGACGGCCGCGUCGCUCAGCUGGAGAACGUGUACAUCCGGGGCUCGAAGAUCCGCUUCCUCAUCUUGCCCGACAUGCUGAAGAAUGCUCCGAUGUUUAAGCGGCAAGGGAAUAAGCCGACGGCAGGACGCGGAAAGAGCGCUAUACUAAGAGCACAAGCUGCAGGUCGAGGUAGACCAGGCGGGAGAGGUGGGGGGCACCGCGGAGGCUGGCAAGGUGGCUCCGGGCCUUCGAGACGUUAGUCCACACUCACCAUACAGUAGGCUAGGCUAGACUAAGUUUUACUAUUCUACUGCAGGCUCCCUGCUGCACCUUGUAUGUAAGUUACAUAAUAUACUAUUGCCAAUGAAUCUGCAUUUUAACAUUUAAAGUUUUAGCGGUUUGAACACAUAUUAAAUCACAUUUACAAACGGGUCUAUCGCGAAUUUAUUUUGUUACCUUUAUUUACCGACGUUUCGACACAGGUUUCACUGGUCGUUGUCGCGGCUAACUGACGUCCCAGCAAAAUCGGUAAAUAAAGGUAUAACAAAAUAAAUUCGCGAUAGACCCGUUUGUAAAUGUGAUUUAAUCUGCAUUUUAUUGGCAGUUGUACUGUCUGACAAUAUUUUUUUGUUUAUUUUGUUGUGAAAUAUAUUUCGCUCCACAACCUGUUUCAUGUUUGAUGGUCACAGAAAAUACAGAAAUGUAUUAAAUAAUGGGUCAUUAUUAAGUUUUUCAAUCACCUGACUUUUGUGGUUGCAGACAUAUUUUUGAUGACUUGUCUGUAGAUUUUGAUGCCAAGAUUUUAAAAAUAAAAGUUGUAUUCUAAGAUACAAAACACCAUCAAAA
This is a messenger RNA of Cydia strobilella, 1119 nucleotides long. RefSeq names its product small nuclear ribonucleoprotein Sm D3 (gene SmD3). The transcript is spliced from 2 exons. Lineage: Eukaryota; Metazoa; Arthropoda; Insecta; Lepidoptera; Tortricidae. Gene Ontology annotation, cellular component: U4 snRNP; U2 snRNP; commitment complex. Gene Ontology annotation, biological process: spliceosomal snRNP assembly; RNA processing. The record is from RefSeq and is a predicted model, not a curated record. Gene Ontology annotation, molecular function: RNA binding. Bases 141 to 533 code for a protein of 130 amino acids.